UAGAGCACAUCGAACAGAACAACACUUUCCACUUUUCUCAACUAUCAAACUACCAAAUUAGAGAAUACUCCCCCAAGCAAAUCUGAAGAUGCCCAAAUUGCAAGGACUAAGCAAAUUAAUAUAUCGACGGUCUCUUAAUUCCAGCAAAUAAAUUGCAAGGACUCAGCAAAUAGAGGACUCAGCAAGUAGUCGCUGACGAGACUCCCAUCCAGAUAUUCCGGUGCCAUAACGGUCUGGCCGAGAUUUGCUUUUUAGGAGCCUUUUUGGUGCGGCCUUUUUGUACUCUACCGCCGAAGACUCUUAAUUUUUCUAUAGCUGCAAAGUAGGUGAAACAACUUUGGUACUAGUAGGGGUUGGAGAAGCUGCAAAUUUGGUGCGAUAAGGGCAGAGGCUUUGGCUCCUCAUCUUAAAGAUAUUAUUGAAAAAGCCAAAUUUUUGUCAAAGGAUUUGAGAGAGAUUUCGGAUACUUUUGUUCGGUUGUUGAGGCUCGUCCCUUCUCCCACGUCCUCUUUGGUUUAGUUGAAUCUGAAAAAUAUUUGAAUAGUCAUGAAUCAAGAAGGGUGCUCAAGCAAAAAUAAGAAAAUAUCCAACCGUAUUCCAGCUGGAUCACUUGCAUCUUUGCGAAAUCAAAAGGUUUCGUCGUUGACAACAAAAAGAACCUUCCAAGCUACAAGAUCAAAUGCAAUUGAAGAACGACAAUCAGAAGGUGGAUUACCUUCAUCUUUACGAAACCAAAAGGUUUCAUCAUUGACAACAAAAACAGCCAUGAAAGCUCUAAGAUCAAAUGCAAAUGAAGAACGAUAAUCCGAAGGUGGAUCUCAAUUGCAAGAACAAGUGCCACAGAAUCGCACCUCUUCAGCAACACAAGGAGUACAUGAACAAGUGCAACAAGGGAAUAUGGAUUUCAUCACUCCUGCAUCAUAGGGAGUACAUGAACGAUCUGAUGACUCUACCACUCAUGAAGCAGUUGAACAAUUUGAGGAACAAGGCCCCUCCUCGCCAAAAAGAAAAAGAGGCCGUACUCAAAUGCCAAGGGUUCAUGGUAGAAAGGAGCAUAAAAUAAUCAUUUUAAAUGAGUAUAAUCAACCCGUUGGUCCUAUUAAAGAGGUUGUAAAAGAGUUGGGUAGCUUCCUCGGCAUAUUGGCAAGGAGUGAAACUUUUUGUCCUCUUAAUGUAUUUAAUUGGAGGAAACUUGACACAAAAGAUGACAUGUGGAAAUAUAUCAAGAAAAAAUAUGACAUUCCUGACGAGGCGAAACCAUGGGUUUUUGAAUCAGUUUGUAGUGCUUGGAGAAAGUAUAAGAGUCAAUUGAAGACAACUCACUUCACAACCUAUGAUAAUGAUGAGCUUCGAAUGGAGAAUAGGCCAGUAGAUAUUCCGGAAUCUCACUUUAAGGAUCUUCUUAAAUAUUGGAACUCCGAUCCUCAUAAGAAAAUGUCCGAAACCAAUACAGAGAAUCGAAAUAAGUUGAAGUGCCCGCACACUGCUGGCAGAACACCUUUUGCUUUAAUUCGCGAGGAAAAAAAGAAAGAAAUCUCUGAUACUUCAGAUACUGUAUCAAGUAAGGACAUGUUUGUGGCUACAAGAAAAAGAAAACUUGGCCGAGUAUACAAAAGCUCAUAUGACAAUACGAUUAGUAAAAUUGCUGAAAUGGAGAAAAUACAAUCAACUCAGGAAAGUGAAGAUGACAGUCAUUCAGAUGACGCUUUUGCAUCAGUCAUGGGACCUGAGCAUCCAGGUCGCGUGAGAUUGUAUGGACGAGGGGUUACCAAGAUUGUGUUAAAAGGGCAAAAAGGGAAUCUUGGGUCUUCUGAUGAGAGGAUGCAACAGAAAAUGGAGGAAAUGGAAGAGAGGAUGCAACAAAGAAUGCAUGAAAAGUUGAACGAAUAAAAGGAUGCCAUGGAACAAAAUAUUACAAUGAACAUCAUCGCACGACUUCAGCGUCUGAACCCAUAUUUGCGACUUGAUCCUGACAUGUUAAGGUUCAGUGCACGUUCACCUGUAGAAGCCUCCUCUGCACAACAAGCUGCUGUUCAACUAAACAGUCGACCAUCUGCUGGUAGUAACAAUCAAGGUGGAGUAAAUCAAGAAAUGGAUGAUGAAGACGAUUAAGAACUAGACCUUACUUGAGAUAAUUUUGAAUUGUUAUAGAUGAAUGUUCUAGGAAUCUUUUGUUACCAAUAUUUUUUGAAACUUAUUUACCCUCUUGAAAUAUACUAUACUUAUGCACUCAUGGGAUAGUGCUUUAUAGAUAUUAUUAUUUGCUUGAUGGAUAAUUUUAUAUUA
This is a messenger RNA of Nicotiana tabacum (common tobacco), 2286 nucleotides long. Lineage: Eukaryota; Viridiplantae; Streptophyta; Magnoliopsida; Solanales; Solanaceae. The record is from RefSeq and is a predicted model, not a curated record.